AUGUCACUCACCCCAACCGCCGAAGAAAAUUCUCCUUCACUUCCGUUCGAUGUACUCUGCAGCGUUGCUGCCGCCCUGGCAUCGGAGCCGGCUUGGGAAUCCAAAUUUACGACUCUUUCAGCUUUGUCGAGGUGCUGUAGCUCUCUCCGCGCAGUUUGCCAGCAACAUAUUUUCCAUACGAUAAAUCUGUGCCCUCGGAUUUGCGAUUCUAGCCGAAGACCUUCUAGGCCAGAUAACGACUAUCAUGUUCCUAGCAUCCUUUUUCGUGAACUAGAGCGCAUACUGGAACACAAUCUGGGCAUUGCCAGGUAUAUACGGGCUCUGCACUACAAUUCUCAUCCCUCCAACUUCACCGGAAAUCGCGUAUCACGUCUCCUAGAUAAGUUGGGUGAACUGGAAUCCCUUCGCGUGACCUUUUUCGUGGAUAUAUCGGAAUUUGGCGAGGUAGAAGACUACGGUACGGAGGACGAGAACUACGACAUCAAUCCCAUCUCAGUAAAUUGGCAGAGCUUCCCCUCAAAUCUUCAGAACAGCUUGAUAGGUUUAAUCAACCUUCAAUCAUUUAGGCGGCUGGACAUGGAGCACGUCAUUAAUUUCCCCGUGUACUUGUUAAAGUUCUCCCGUCUGCAGAUGUUGCAUCUCGCACAUUGCCGAAUCUUGAUUCCCAGCGCUCUAUCCCAUUCGUCGUCAGAAGAAAGGGCUCCAACACAGCUCAGAUCUCUCUAUCUGGCGCCAGGAGCUCGUGUAAACGCAGAUGUGUUACGAACAGCUUUGGAUUUUUCGUCUAUUCGCGUCCUUGAGUUCGAAUUCGUGUACCAAGGUGAUGAGGAGCAGGUAGGAGAACUUCUUGAUUCGACUCCACAGAUUACUUCCUUAGCUCUCCGGAUAGGGCGUCGAUGUCCUGAUAUCAACGUCGUUUCGUCAGUUCUGGCAGCCCACGACCGGGUGUGUAGGGACCUUUUACAGCAUCUAUGCCUCUCAAGCAAGUUGGAGCCACGGGAACUACCUAAAUCAAACAACUUCCUUCUUUUCAAUAUGCUGAAGGACGUCCCAUCUUGGGACGUACUAGAAACUAUCUCAAUCACUUUGGAGGAGGUGCCCCAGUUCUCAGAUUACUACGUCAAGGAUCUGGAGAAACUAGACAAACACCUCUCCAACAAAUCGAUAUUCCCCGCAUUGCGAAAGGUUUCCAUCUCGAUCGAGCUGGUUAUCAACUAUGCCAUCGAUGAUUUUAACCCUGACGAUGGCCCGUGGUCGAAGUUGCCUGAAAUGCAUUUGCUCAAUCUUGCUCAUAGCUCUAUAGACGUCGACUAUUCUGUCGGAGAUUUUCCUGGAUACUCUGAUUACUAG
Molecule: messenger RNA, 1350 nt
Organism: Psilocybe cubensis
Lineage: Eukaryota; Fungi; Basidiomycota; Agaricomycetes; Agaricales; Agrocybaceae
Exons: 2
Coding region: 1-1350 (449 amino acids)
Source: RefSeq, a predicted model, not a curated record